This is a messenger RNA of Phalaenopsis equestris, 3883 nucleotides long. Its product is annotated as receptor-like protein 12. Gene Ontology annotation, molecular function: protein binding. NCBI's taxonomy places the organism in Eukaryota, Viridiplantae, Streptophyta, Magnoliopsida, Asparagales, Orchidaceae. The record is from RefSeq and is a predicted model, not a curated record. The coding region runs from base 211 to 3519 and encodes 1102 amino acids. The transcript has a single exon.
ACGACCUUCCAAUUGUGGCAAAGAUAACACAAGAUAAGAGAAAUUUUAUUUCUUUUUUUCUUUAUUAUUUUCACACUGAGGUUUGAUUUUCCGCUUUUACUUUUCGUCAGUAGGAUUUCCAUCCAAGCCGCUUUCUCCCAAUGCAAAAAUCCCCGGUCGCGACAUGCCCGCCGCCAUCCGUCGCCGAAUCGACACCUUCCCUCUCCCUCCAUGAUUUCCACUCCCCCCACUCUUCUCUAUCUGUUCGCUUUCAUCGUCUCCGUCUCCGGAUGCCUCCCCGGCGAGAGAACAGCGCUUCUCCAACUAAAGCAAAGCUUCUCCUUCUCAAAGCUCGAAUCUUGGCAGCCGAACACGAACUGCUGUCAAUGGAGCGGCGUCCUUUGCGAUAAUAUUUCCGGUAAUGUCGUCAAUCUCGAUCUCAGCUCUCAAUACUUAUCGGGUAAGAUUGAUUCGAGCCUCUUCAAUCUUACUUCUUUACGUGCUCUCAAUCUCGCCUUCAACCUGUUCUACGGAAGUCCGAUUCCAAGUUCUGGAUGGGAAAAGCUCGGGAAUCUCACGCAUCUGAAUCUUUCCAAUUCGGGAUUCGAAGGGCAAGUCCCCAUCGGCAUCUCUCGUCUCAGAAAUUUGGUUUCUUUAGACCUGUCUUUGUAUGCUUAUGCUGGUUUGCUGGAGCUCAGAGACCCGGAUCUCGGAACUCUUCUCCAAGGGCUCGGGAGGCUUAGGGUGCUCUAUCUCGAUGGAGUGAACAUCUCUGCAAAGGGGGAGGAAUGGUGUGGAGCUUUGGCUGUAUCGACUCCCGAACUUCAAGAGCUGAGCUUGGAGGACUGCUCGCUCACCGGCGGCAUUGGAUCUUCAUUAUCAAAGCUUCGAUCUUUGACAAUGCUUGAUCUUGAAGGGAACACUCUGAACUCCACUGUGCCUGAUUUCUUUGUCAAUUUUACUUCUUUAUCUGUGCUGCGGUUAGGUUACUGCGGGCUUGAAGGUUUGUUCCCCAAAGAUAUAUUUCAGCUGAAGAAUUUGACGGUUGUUGAUCUGUCCAUGAAUCCAAUGCUCUCCGGAUCACUUCCAGAUUUCAUAGAGGAAAGCGCUCUGGAAAGUUUGGUGCUUUCUCAAACAAAUUUUUCAGGAUUUUUACCUGAUUCCAUUGGAAAUCUCAAAUCGUUGAAAAUAUUAGUUCUUUCAAACUGUCAUUUCUCCGGAAAAAUACCAUCUUCAAUCUGGAACUUGACUCAGCUGAUGAAUUUGGACCUCUCCUCUAAUAAUCUAAGUGGUCCGAUUCCUGCUUUUCAUCCAUCUUCAUCUUUACCCGAUAUAUUACUCCCACAAAAUCUGAUUUCAGGUUCGAUCGCUACAGCUUAUCGAGGGAGGGGACUUCAAAAUCUUACAAAACUUGAUCUUCAUGAUAACUCACUUUCAGGACCAAUCCCUGAAACUCUAUUUAAUCUGCCUCAGUUGCAGACAUUGCUGCUUCGGCAGAACCUGCUCUCCGGCCAACUUACUGAGUUUUCAGAAACCUCUUUGUUGAAUAAUGUUGAUCUUAGUAAUAAUAACCUCCAAGGAAAUAUCCCAUGGUCACUUUUCCAGCUCUCUAGACUCAAACUUCUCUCCCUUGCUAACAACAACUUCACUGGUUUUUUCCAGCUGAACUCCAUCCUUCCUCUCAAGAACCUCUUAAAUCUCGAUUUAUCAAACAGCGGAUUGUUCUGUCUGGAUGAAGAAAGCGACAGCUCUUCCUUCUCUUCAUUCCCCAUGAUCAACUCGUUGAAAUUGGUUAACUGCAAUCUAACCACUAUACCACUUUUCCUGAAGCACCAAGUUCAGAUAAGCUCACUGGAUCUCUCCCAAAACAGCAUUACUGGUGAUAUACCUGGCUGGAUUUGGAGUGUUGGGAAUGGAAAUCUCAUGAACCUGAACCUCUCUUAUAACUCAUUCACUCGUGUCGUAGCGCCUUCUUUUAAUCCCCCCACGAACACUUCCAUGAAUCUCGACCUCCACUCUAACAAGCUUCAGGGACCAAUUCCUCUACCCCCACCGAAUACCAUUGUUCUUGAUUACUCAGAUAACAUGUUCUCAUCAUCUAUCCCUCACAACCUUUCCUUGUACCUCAACUUCACCUUGUUUCUUUCUCUUGCAAACAACUCUCUCAUUGGGGAAAUCCCAUCUUCGCUCUGCAAUGCAUCCUUUCUCUACAUCCUCGACUUAUCCAACAAUGCUUUAACUGGUUCUAUUCCACCAUGCCUCAUGGGAAAUGAAAUGGAUCUCCAUUUUCUGAAUCUUAGAACGAACAAGCUUCAAGGCUCCAUUCCUUCACAAAUUCGAGAAAAAUGUAACUUUCAGACAAUAAAUUUCAACGGAAACCGCCUCGAAGGCCAGCUUCCUCGCUCACUGGUUAAUUGUCGUUCGCUUGAAGUUCUAGACUUGGGGAACAAUGAAUUGGCAGACACAUUUCCUGAAUGGUUGGGAAAUAUUUCCUCACUCCUCAUUCUUGUUCUUGGAUCAAAUAAACUACAUGGGCCUGUCAGAUUUUCAACAGACAGCCAUGGAAGAAGAAAUUCCAGCUUUCAAGCGCUGCACAUCUUUGAUAUCUCAUCCAAUAACUUCAAUGGCAGUUUGUGUGCGGAAUGCUUCAACAAUUUAAAAGCGAUGAUGAUGAGAAGUAAUGAGGAUUCAGUGAACUCAGCUGUUGGCCUUGAGUAUUUGAAUUUCAAUACAAGUAACUAUGCUGAUGUGAUAAGUAUCACCAUCAAAGGAAUCCAGAUGAACUUGACUAAGAUUCUGAGCAUCUACAAAACAAUUGAUUUCUCGAACAAUAAUUUCGAUGGAGAGAUCCCGUCGGCGAUUGGAAACCUGAAUUCUCUAUACGUGCUCAACAUGUCUGCAAAUGCUUUGACAGGCCCCAUUCCUCAUCAGCUCGGUAAACUGGCACAGCUCGAGUCGUUGGAUCUCUCGAAAAACCAUCUCUCCGGCAAAAUCCCUCAGGAACUGGCUUCUUUAACAUUUCUUUCUGUUCUGAAUCUCUCCUACAACAAUCUGGUUGGAAAAAUUCCUGAAGGUGGCCAGUUUUCUACAUUUUCGAACGAAUCAUUUGAGGGAAAUGAGGGUUUAUGUGGGAUUCCUUUAACAAUUCUUUGUAGAAAAAACCCAAAUGCUAAACCUUUUUAUGAACCAGUUGGAGUUUCGACUGAGCCCAGCUGGGAAUACAUAUUUACAGGUCUGGGAUUUGGGGGCGGCUUAGCCAUGCUUAUGGGAACUUUAAUGGUGUGGGAAGAAGGAAGAAGAUGGCACUUUAACUGGAUUGAUAAUGUGUUAGAUACCAUUGCUCCAUUUUACAGGCUUAGAAAUGGUUGUGGAGAUGGUAGGGUUAGUGAUAUGGAUGUAAGAGAAGAUGACUUUGAGGAGGAGAUCACUGAGGCAGUAACAAGAAGAAAAUUUUGUGUUUAUUGUACAGAGUUAGUUUUCUAUGAUGAUGGAAUGAAAAUACAAUUUGUGGACUGUGAUUGCCACUUUGAUGAGAGGUAAUUUAGGAUCUGGUUGGGGCAGCUGCAAUUGUUUGAAGGAGCUGUGAAUUCGAUGUUGUUAUUUUAAGAAAUAACUAUGAAGCUGCUGUAGAAGAAGUUCAAAAAUUUGUGGUGGCUAUUACAAAAACUUUUUUUUUAAAAAAAAAGUCAAAUCGCAGCUAUCUAGAUAUCGCUGCAUUUAGCCGAGUCCAAUUGCAAAACGUAGCUUUCCACACUUCUGCCCCCAAACGCACCCACCCUUCGUCUUUUUUAAGCAAUCUUUGUACAUAGGUGUGUUAUUGAAUAAAUUUAUUUUAUAGUUAUUCACAUAAAUCAUAGAGCAAGGAAGAAAAAGAAUCAUUUGGUCUUUGCCUAUUGUAACCGUU